Molecule: messenger RNA, 3499 nt
Organism: Neolamprologus brichardi
Lineage: Eukaryota; Metazoa; Chordata; Actinopteri; Cichliformes; Cichlidae
Product: rac GTPase-activating protein 1-like
Biological process (GO): Rho protein signal transduction; mitotic cytokinesis; mitotic spindle midzone assembly
Cellular component (GO): nucleus; centralspindlin complex; midbody
Molecular function (GO): GTPase activator activity
Source: RefSeq, a predicted model, not a curated record
GAACUUUGGAGAAGAAUGUGUAAACUUAAUCGGGCAGGUGUGGCUUUGUUGUUACUGUGGGGAUAAGCGUCGCUCUUAGCAUCGGAUUGUGUUACAUUACAUUGCCCGUCACACUGUUACAACAUCUUUAUUGCAUAGCUAACACAUCUACAGAAAGACACCAUGGAGCUGUCAGCAGUGAACCUGUACAACCAGUUUGAGAGUCUCAGAGCCCAGGUCGACGGCCUGAAUGAGAGCAUUGAACCACAGUUCCUCCAGAUGGCAGUGAACUUUGAGGAUUGCCGCAAGAAAUGGCUGCAGGCAGGUGAGGAGCUAGUUUCCUGUAAGGAGAUGCUGGCUAAAGUGGAGACGGACAGGGGAGCCUUGGAGGUCAAACUAAAACACGCUCGAAACCAGGUGGACGUGGAGAUCCGCCGGCGGCAGAAAGCUGAGGCCGUAUAUGAGAAACUAGAGCGACAGCUACAGCUGAUCCGAGAGCUGCUGGUUUCAGAGAACAAUGGUGGCAGCGUCCUCCUCAGUGAGGAACAGCGUUCAGCCCUGGCCUUCCUCAAUGCCCACUCCCAGGCAGCACAAGCUGCAAAGAGCAACCUCAACUCCAGCCGAAGACUGACUACUAUUGAUGAAUCAGCUUCUUUGCUGUCAGACAUCAGCUACGACCAUACGGAUGACUCUUUGGACUGGGAUUCAUCUGUGAUGAAGAAUGUUAGACUGCGCAGGCGACAGAAACGACGUUCCUCCAGAAAACCUUCAGAAGGUCACUUGCAGGCAGUGAAGAAGCCUCGCUCUACUGGAUGCCCAUCAGAUAGGAUGAAUGAAUCCAUUGUGGCCAAAACAACCAUCACUGUACCUGUAAAUGGUGGUGCUGUUGAGGCUGUCUCCACCAUUGAGACCGUGCCCUACUGGACGCGCAGCAGAAAGAAGAGCGUUGCUCCAUCUUGGAUUGAUACGCCGACUACUGACAACUCUGAAACUGUCAGCGAGGCUCCCAGAACACCUGUUUCAGAAUUCCCAGCCCAACUCCAGACUCCCAAAACUAAUGAAGGAGGAAAGAAACAUCACUUCAUCUCCAAAACAGUGAUCCGGUCAGAGUUUUGUGUGUCAUGUGGAAGAAGAACAAAGUUUGGCAAGCUGUAUCUUCGCUGCCAGGACUGCAGGGCUGUGGCCCAUCCUGAAUGUCGUGACCUGUGUCCCAUGCCCUGUAAUCCUACUGCUCUUAAUACUCCUGUCAAGAACACAGAGUCUACUCUGGCUGACUUUGCUCCACUCACUGCUCCAAUGAUCCCUGCUUUGGUUAUCUACUGCAUUAAGGAGAUUGAAAAAAGAGGCCUACAUGAGGUUGGCCUGUACAGAGUCUCUGGCCAUGAGCGUGUGGUGAAAGAGCUGAAGGAAAAGCUCAUUAGAGGAAAGACUCUACCUCCUCUUAACAAAGUCGAAGACAUCAAUGUCAUUGCAGGCGUCCUCAAAGACUUCCUCAGAAACCUUCCAGAGCCACUGCUCACCUUCCACCUCAACAACGCCUUCAUGGAAGCAGCGGAAAUCCAGGAUGAUGACAACAGUCUUGCUAUGUUGUAUCAGACGAUGAGUGAGCUGCCUCAACCAAACCGAGACACACUGGCCUGUGUGAUGAUCCAUCUGCAGAAGGUGUCUCGAAGUGUGGACACCAGGAUGGAUGUAAAUAACCUGGCCAGGGUGUUUGGCCCAACCCUUGUAGGUCAUGCUGUUCCUAAUCCAGACCCUAUGACCAUCCUGCACGACACCAACAGGCAACCAAGGGUUAUAGAGCGCUUGCUCAGUAUUCCAGACAGCUAUUGGAGCCAGUUUGCUUAUCCAGAUAAUGCAAGCAUUGACAAUGCUCACAACACUGACACUCCAAACCACAAAGUGAGCAUACUGGGGCCAGUAACUACUCCAGAGCACCAGAUGAUGGCCAAAACACCUUCCUCCAGUUCACUGUCUCAGCGCAUGAAGCACACCCUCUCCAGUACCACCUUAUUUGGGAGCAAGAGCAAAGCGACAUCGGCCUGUAAUCGCCAGGGAAGCUUCUUUGCUUCCCCCCAGCUGAAGUAAUGGUAACGAAAGAAAAACCCCUCACUACAUUAAGCUUCUAGGUUACUUACUGCAGUAAAUGAAUAUAUAUGUGUAUUUAUAUAAUCAUGUUGGAAUAUGACUAUGCAAAUUUAGCACAAUAACUUUACCAAUUUAAUUACUGAAGAUAUUUUUUUUUAAGAAAGCUUUCUAACAAGAUUUUUGUUCUUUUCAAAAGAUGAGAGAAUGUAGAAUUUUUUUGUUGUUUUUGUAUCUUUAAUCACUAAUGUUUUAUUAUUGGCUCCGUCUCUGAUUAUAAGAGUUUUUAAUGACCGAGCAACCAUACUCACACUAAUUUAGGGAUUGAGAUUUCCUACUUCAUGUGAUGUUUAAUGCUGUUUUCAAUGCUGCCUCCCCCCCCCCUUCCUGAACAUGUGGUUGUAACCACAGUUACAUGGAUGCAUCAUAGACCAUAAGAAAGUCAUUGGUAUGCAUCAGCACACAUGAAAAGCACACAGAGCUAGAAUGAACAAAGAGGUGAGAAUCGCUAAUAUUGGCUAGUAUGUUUUUAUUUUUUUGUUGAGAGCAUUGGUUGCCGUAUCAUUAAAACAUUUGUUUUAAUGAUUUUAUGGUUUGUUUUAUAUAUUCAUGUUGACACACUCUGAUCUUUACCAAUCAUGGCAUUUUUUUGAGAAAAACUUUCAAAUACUUAAAAAAUAUAUUCUGUGUAAACACUGAUACCCGUUGGGAAAUUAGAAUGCUUUUUGCACACUGUAAAAACCAAAGUGUAUUUUCUACAUGGUAACAUUUACCACUAGAGGCUGCUGUUGCACUACUUUCCAUAUGCAAUUGUAACCUAUAAAGACACCAUACUGUAUACUGUGUACGUAAUCAGUCAGAAAUCAUGGCACUCCUUUCAUUUAAUAUAUCAGCAGAUAUUUAGAAGUUACUCUACUAACGUGGGAUGGUUAAGUCAAGAGAUCUGUGACUCUCAUUUAUGCGGUCAUAACAAAAUAAAGCUUCAGCUGUUUUAAUGUAUUACUGUGAAAACUCAUUUGCAUGCAUGCACAGUGAAGUAUUUGUAGCUUUCUUGCACCAUUAGACUAACGAUAAGAAAAGUCAGUCUUGUGCUCUCAUCAUCACCUGUAGCAAAUCUCUGUGUGAUAGUACUGGUUCAAAUAAAGGGAUUUUGGGUGAGAUAUUCAUUUGGAUAAAAACGGAAACAUUUUGACUUAUGAAAACUACAUCCUGCUGUUUGUGGUUGUAAGAAUCCUGUAAUACUGCAUUAUUUUAUGCAUAUUUGAUACAUCCUUGUACAUGUAUUCCUUCAUGUGGUUCUUUUUCUCUAAUGAAAUAACGUGUAAAUGAUUGUCAUUCAUCAGAGAGCCUGUGAAUCUUAACAUUUAUCUCUUUGUCUUUGCUCAUAUAACGUGGAAGUCAAUGCCUGAACUAAAAAUAAAACGCAAAGAGUGUU